UGUAAAAUAAUCUUAUUCAUUGAAAUUGAACCCAUUUGAUUAUAUCUUUUUGAAUAUUUGGCAAUAUGGAGGAAAGGUGUAUAAGCAUUACUAAUUUUUCAGCCGUGAAAAGACCGUAUUAUUGUUAAUAAGAUUCACAAACAUGAUUAUUUUAUCAUGGAGGAAUCCUUAUCAACAGGUGGUUUCCCGCCUUUAUCAAUUUUAUGUUUUGCCGGUAUCAACUACAAACAGCUUGAAGAUGAGUAGCCAAAAGAAAUUAGAUUUAUUUUUUAAACCUACUGCCAAAAGAAUCUUGGAAAGUUCAGAUGACUCCGUCAAUGUUAAAAGAAAUAAAUGUAUGGAUAAGGAUCUUGUUAUUGAAUCAAAAGAAAAUGGCCCAUCUUCAAAUGAAUACAAUGGUCUACUUACUGAAUUAGCUGUUUACACUGAGAAGUUAGAAAUAUUAGAUAAAAAAAUGGGACCUUCCUGGUUCAAAGCACUGAAAAAUGAAUUUGAGAAACCCUAUUUCAAAAAGCUCAAUGACUUCGUUGUUUCUGAGAGGAAGAAAAAUAUUAUUUAUCCUCCAGAAGAAAUGGUGUGGAGUUGGACCCGACAAUGUUCCAUUGACAGUAUUAAAGUUGUAAUUCUCGGACAAGAUCCAUAUCACAAUCCUGGACAAGCUCAUGGUUUAUGUUUUAGUGUUCCUACCGGUGUUGGGACACCUCCCAGCUUGAUUAAUAUGUACAAAGAAUUGGAGACUGACAUAAAUGAUUUCAAGAUUCCAAAGCAUGGAUAUUUAGUUGGCUGGGCUAGACAAGGUGUUUUACUCCUCAACGCUGUUUUAACAGUAAGAAAGAAUGCUCCUAAUUCACACAAAGACCAAGGUUGGGAAGAUUUGACGACAGCUGUUAUAAAAUAUCUUAAUGAUAACCAAAAAGGAAUUGUGUUUUUAUUAUGGGGCGCUUAUGCACAAAAAAAGGCAGAUUUCGUUGAUAAGAAGAAGCAUUGUGUUUUAAAAACAGUUCAUCCAUCUCCGCUGUCAGCUUCGAGGGGUUGGUUUGGCUGCAAACACUUUUCAAAAUGUAAUGAAUAUUUGGAAAAAGUUGGUAAAAAGCCAGUUGAUUGGACUCGUCUUCCGGAAAAGUAAAGACCAGCAAUGUUUGUUUAUAUCUUUCAUAAUUUUUAAACCAAAGUUCCUAAUUGUCAUUAAAUUUGACUUUUUUAAAAAGUUUUCAGUAACUAGAUUAUUACUUGGUGAUAAAGAUUUUUAUACCAAUGACUGGCAUGCUGUUUUAAAUUUAUGAAUAAUAAAACAUUAGAUUUUAUUAUUUAUUAGUUGGAGUCGUGAAAUUGACAAAUGACUUGUGAAUUAAUUUUUUACAAUUGUAAGAAUAAAAUACCUCAUGAUAGUGUAGUA
Messenger RNA from Nezara viridula (southern green stink bug), 1396 nucleotides. The record is from the annotation of a GenBank genome assembly. NCBI's taxonomy places the organism in Eukaryota, Metazoa, Arthropoda, Insecta, Hemiptera, Pentatomidae.